Catharus ustulatus (Swainson's thrush) is the source of this 762-nucleotide messenger RNA. It is a transcript of the gene HOXB4, whose product is annotated as homeobox B4. Gene Ontology annotation, molecular function: RNA polymerase II cis-regulatory region sequence-specific DNA binding; DNA-binding transcription factor activity, RNA polymerase II-specific. Bases 1 to 762 code for a protein of 253 amino acids. Gene Ontology annotation, biological process: anterior/posterior pattern specification; embryonic skeletal system morphogenesis; regulation of transcription by RNA polymerase II. Gene Ontology annotation, cellular component: nucleus. The transcript is spliced from 3 exons. NCBI's taxonomy places the organism in Eukaryota, Metazoa, Chordata, Aves, Passeriformes, Turdidae. The record is from RefSeq and is a predicted model, not a curated record.
AUGGCCAUGAGCUCGUUUUUGAUCAACUCCAACUACGUGGACCCCAAGUUCCCCCCCUGCGAGGAAUAUUCCCACGGCGAUUACCUCCCCGACCACUCGCCACCGGAAUUUUACGGCGGCCAAAGGCACCACCGAGAGAGCACUUGCCAACAUGAAGCGAUGUUCGAGGCUCGUUCCGCCUGCAAGGAGCAGCUCUACCCGUCCUGUCCGAGCUCCGGGCAGCCCGUGCUGUCCCCCCGAGGUCACGUCCAUGCUCCGGCCGGGCUCCGGCAGCCGGACACCCCCAGCCCUCCGCCCGCCUGCAGCCAAAACCCGGGCUCGGGCGCGGAGCCCGUGGUUUACCCCUGGAUGAAAAAAGUCCAUGUCAGCACGGUGAACCCAAAUUUCUCGGGAGGGGAGGCCAAGCGCUCCCGCACCGCCUACACGAGGCAGCAGGUGCUGGAGCUGGAGAAGGAAUUUCACUACAAUCGCUACCUGACGCGGCGGCGCCGCAUCGAGAUCGCGCACGCCCUGAGCCUCUCCGAGCGCCAGAUCAAAAUCUGGUUCCAGAACCGGCGCAUGAAGUGGAAAAAGGAUCACAAGUUACCCAACACCAAGGUCAGGGCUGGCUCCUCCUCCUCCUCUUCCUCAUCUUCAUCCUCCUCUUCAUCCUCUGGAGCGCUGCAGGGCCCGCCAGGAGGGGCCCAAAAGAUCCGCUCCGAGCAGGGUGGGUUCCGAUUCCAGCGCAAAAAAAUCGCCCGGCCGAGCAUAAAAGCGCUGUAA